Molecule: messenger RNA, 2569 nt
Organism: Telopea speciosissima
Lineage: Eukaryota; Viridiplantae; Streptophyta; Magnoliopsida; Proteales; Proteaceae
Product: pentatricopeptide repeat-containing protein At1g08070, chloroplastic-like
Exons: 3
Coding region: 36-1853 (605 amino acids)
Biological process (GO): RNA modification
Molecular function (GO): protein binding; RNA binding
Source: RefSeq, a predicted model, not a curated record
CAAUCAUUCAACUGCCGAAUCUCAGAUUGAACUCAAUGAAGUCGAUAGUCCACCAAGCUCCAUCUUACGCUUCUAUCCUUCAUAGGCUUAGUGGACUGAAGCCCCUUAAACAAGUUCACGCCCACAUAAUUACAUUAGGUCUUACCAACAACAUUUUUCUCGCCAACAGAUUGAUGAACUGUUACGCAUCGUCUGGUCUCAUGGCCGUGGCAGAGCACAUUUUCAGACGAAUUAAGCAUAAAAACGUGGUUUCAUGGACAAUUUUGAUAUCUGCAUUCACCAAAUAUGACCUCCAUAUGGAAGCUUUUGAGGUCUUCUGUGAGAUGAAGACGAGUGGGUUCCUGCCCAAUGCGGUUACCAUCACAAGCGUCCUACCUGCCAUUGCUAACUUGGGUUUGACUCAGAUCGGGAAAUCAUUGCAUUGUUUCUUGCUUCGAUGUAGCUUGGAUGUUAAUGUCUUUGUAGAAACAUCUCUCAUUUAUAUGUAUUCGAGAUUUGGUUGCAUAAAUGCUGCUCAGAGACUGUUCGACAGAAUGCCCUACAAAAACGUUGUUUCAUGGAAUGCUCUUAUUUCAGGCUAUUCUCAUAAUGGAUUUGGUGAAGAGGUUCUUUGUCUUUUCAAGUUGAUGCAGACAAAUGGGUUCCUUGCGGAUUUUAUGACAAUUAUGAGUUUGAUAUCGGGUUGUUCAAUUAUAGGUUGUUUACAGGCAGGGACUGCGAUUCAUAGUUACACAAUUAGACAUGGCUCUGAGAAUGACCUGCUUGUUAAGACUGCUCUGAUUGAUAUGUAUGUAAAGUGCAGGUGCAUUGAGCAUGCGUAUAGAGUAUUCAAUGAGACUCCAACGAAGGAUGUGGUUACAUGGACAUUGAUGUUAUCGACCUUUUCAGAUUUUGGCUACUGGAAUAAGGCUCUAGAACUUUUUAAUGAAAUGAUGUGCAUAGGCAUAGCAACUUUAGAUUCUGUUGCUUUGAUGGGUAUUCUAUCAAGCUGCAGCAGGUCUGGAGCUCUACAACAUGGCAGACGUAUUCAUGCACUUACAAUAAAAACAGGUUUUGGAGAUGAUAACUUCAUAGGUUCCACACUUAUAGACAUGUAUGCAAACUGUGGGGACCUGGAAAAUGCAAGAAAUGUAUUCAAAGGUAUGAAGGAAAGGGAUAUUGCAUGCUGGAAUGCCAUGAUUUCUGGUAGUGGGAUGAAUGGGUAUGGUGAUGAUGCAAUUGAUCUCUUUUUGCAAAUGAAGGGUUCUGGCUUAGAGCCUGCUAAUUCAACUCUAUUGUGUGUCCUGUCUGCGUGCAGCCACUCAGGAAUGGUUGAUCAAGGGCUCCACAUUUUCAAUUGUAUGGUUAAGGAUUGGCAUAUAAAGCUGAAUUUGCAACAGUUUGCUUGUGUGGUUGAUCUCCUCGGCCGUGCUGGGCGAUUAGAAGAUGCUCAUUCACUUAUAAAUAACAUGCCUUUGAAGCCUGAUUCUGGGGUUUAUGGGGCCUUGCUUGGUGCUUGUAGAGUUCAUGGAAAUAUGGACUUGGGGCUACAGAUUUCACAAAAGCUCUUUGAGUUGGAUCCAGAUGAAGCUGGUUACUACAUCUUGCUUUCAAACAUGUAUGCUACUGCUGGAAACUGGGAGGCUGCCUUGACGACCAGAAUAUCAUUGAGAUCAAAGGGAUUGAAGAAGACCCCAGGCUUCAGUUCAAUUGAGAUAGAUAGAGAGAUUCAUACAUUUAUGGCGGGAGAUAGAGAUCACCCCCAGUACCCUGAAAUUUAUAAUAUGUUAAAGGGCUUGAUUACAAAGAUUGAAACUGCAGGAAAUGUACCUGACACCAAUUGUGUUUUCCAGGAUCUACCAGAUGAGACAUAAAUUUCCUGUAUCACCAUAGUGAGAAGCUAGCUAUAGAGGGUUGAUGAGAACCCAACCUGGAACAAUCAUUUAGAUAGCUAACAAAAUUCAUACCUGUAAUGAUUGUCAAAAAGUGAGCAAAUUUAUCUCCAAGGCCCCUGGAAGAGAAAUAGUCAUGAAAGAUGCAAAUUGCUUUCACUAUUUUCAAGAUGAAGUCUUCUCUUGUAAAGUUAUAGGUUCCUUUGAGAACAACACAUGCAUUAUUGAUCCUGUACUAAUCUAAUCAGGAUUUAUGACAUUAUGCGGGGGGAUUCAAUAUAGCAGCUUGUGUUUGUUUGUGCUGUGCAUUCCUGCUGCUUCAUUCAUAUGGCAUCCUCAUGGAAUGUGGAGAAGUCCAGCAGCAUGAUUAUUGCAUGCCAUGUGCUGAAAUAACAGGUAUUCUUUCCCUUCUCUCUUCAUUUUCCUCGUGAGGAGUAAUAAGUUGCAAGUUGAAGGCAUUAAAAGGACAAGGUGAAGGGUGAAAUUUAUUUGGGGUGAAGUUAUGAGAUGGGACAUCAUUACUUAUGGUUUAAUGGAUCUAAUGGGAAAUAUGCCUCUAGAUACAGGGAAAUGGAAGAAGAGGAUUACAACCCCAAGUAGUUGGAAUAAGCCUUUAGUUAAGUAUUUCUUUCUUGGACUAAUACAAUUUGCUUCUGUACGGGAACAGCUUGAAGAUGCAGCCAGAUGCCAUUUUCCUG